Phycodurus eques (leafy seadragon) is the source of this 3527-nucleotide messenger RNA. RefSeq names its product potassium intermediate/small conductance calcium-activated channel, subfamily N, member 4 (gene kcnn4). Gene Ontology annotation, cellular component: neuron projection; plasma membrane; neuronal cell body. Lineage: Eukaryota; Metazoa; Chordata; Actinopteri; Syngnathiformes; Syngnathidae. The coding region runs from base 69 to 1427 and encodes 452 amino acids. The record is from RefSeq and is a predicted model, not a curated record. Gene Ontology annotation, biological process: potassium ion transmembrane transport. Gene Ontology annotation, molecular function: small conductance calcium-activated potassium channel activity; calmodulin binding; intermediate conductance calcium-activated potassium channel activity. The transcript is spliced from 9 exons.
UGGAUUGCAGGAACUACGACGGCUCCGUGCCGGUGUCUCUUCAUUCCGGUGGCAAGAGGGCAGCUCAAAUGGAGGGAGACGACCUGUACAGGCUGCGGGACAGAAAGUUCUUGCUGGAGGACAAGAAGCGACUGUGCACGCUCGCUUUGGGCGCAGCUCUGCUCGGAAUACUGCUGAUGAUCCUCCAUACUGAGAUGUGCCCUUACGUCUACAAACCGGGCACGAACAUUGCCUUGAUCAUCAACUGUUCCAUCAGCCUGUCCACUGGCUGUCUCCUCAUCUUCAUCAUCGCGUUCCAUUACAAGGACAUCAGGCUCUUCAUCAUAGAUCAAAACCAGGUGGACUGGCGUAUCGCCAUGACCAGCCAUAGGGUAUUCGUGAUCACGCUCGAGCUAUUGGCCUGCGCCAUCCAUCCCGUCGGCACAUACUGGGAGGUGGGCCUCCACGGCAACUCCUCUUCUGCACCUCCGCUGUGCGAUUCCAACCAUCACAAUACGGCGCUGGCGGAUUUGGAGCUGCUGCUGUCGGUGCUGAUGUUCCUACGCUUGUAUCUAGUGCACCGGGCCGUCCUGUUGCACAGCAAAGUGCUGCUGAGCGCCUCCUACAGGAGCAUCGGCUCGCUCAACAAUAUCAACUUCACCUUCCGCUUCGUACUAAAGGUGCUGAUGAACAAGUACCCGGCACGCACCUUACUGGUCUUCAUCCUCUUCUUCUGGCUCACGGCGUCCUGGAUGCUUACCCUGUGCGAGAGCGCUGUGCUACAGUUGAAUAGAAAAUUAAGAAGCGGUUCCACCCUGUUGAUUCAUCUCCCAAGCAGGCAAACCGCGGGCUCGACAGACCACAUGGAAACGGCCUUGUGGCUCAUCGCCAUCACCUUCCUGACGGUGGGCUACGGCGACGUGGCGCCCAACACUCGCUGUGGCAAGUCGGUGUGUCUCUUCACAGGAGUCAUGGGUGUAGCCUGCACCGCCAUGCUGGUCGCCGUGGUAACCAAGAAGCUGGCUUUGAAUAAAGGAGAGAAGCAUGUGCACUUUUUCAUGCUGGACAUCCAGAUCUCAAAAGGGAUCCGCCACGCUGCUGCAAACGUGCUGAGGGAGUGCUGGCUUCUGCACCGAGCCAACCUGACCAAAGGAACCCGAGGAGAGCACCGAAGACACCAGAGAUGUCUUCUGGAGGCCAUCAGAGUAUUUCGUCACUUGCGCCUCAAACAGAGAAAACUGCGGGAUUAUGUCAGCGAGAUGGUGGACCUUCCAAAGAUGCAGAUGAUCAUGUGCGACCUCAGCGCCAAUUGGAAUAACUCGUAUCGGGAGCUGGAGCAGCGUAUCCUGUCCAUGGAGCAGAAACUGGAAGAGCUGAGUCGCUGCUUCCAAGAAACCUCAAAGCUGCUGUCUCAGGUCCUACGUCACCGCAACCAGGAGAUCAGGUGACACGACCGCCGCACGCACUUCAGACAAAAACUUUUCCGACAAUGCCUACCGAAGGGAGGCGGUGAUCAUCUCCACCUGUGCAGAGCUACUUCUACGUGCUUCCACCAUUUGGGCGGUCACCUUCGGGCCCAGUCUCGAGCGUCCUUCGCCAAUCGUGACUGUGGAAGAAUUCAUCGAGAGCGUUCUAAUCGACACUGUCAAGCAUCAAGAUUUGCGCUGUAUUAUUUUUUAUUACAAUACGCCAUUAUUUAAAGGCUCGAUUGGACUCAUCUGUGCCUUAUUUAUUUUAAACUUUUUUGGUGUUAGUAUUACGUUUCAUGACAGCUAUAUACAGAAGUCAAAAUGUUUAAACACAAAUCCAACUCAGAAUGUCCUAACUCGGUGGGGGGGAAAAAUGCAGUGUUGCAUCAUAAGAAAACACCUUUAUUUCAAAUGUUUUAACCUCUUGGCAUGUUCAUCUCAAAUGUAAGGCUGUCAUUAUGGGAUGCAGGAGAUCUAGUUUACUCUUUGUGUGGGGACAAUUCUGAUUCUUAUGACUGGGUGCAAACUGACUGCUUCUCAGUGGCUCAACUGCUCCACCAGGCGGACAUUGAGUAGGUUAAAUGCAUGUAAUUAUAAUAAUAUUUACAUCAAAAACCCGUGAAUGAUCAUAACACAGUUGAGAACUUGAACCACCCGAAAUUUGACAACCCGUGAAUGAUCAUAACACAGUUGAGAACUUGAACCACCUGAAAUUUGACAUACAGUGAACCCCCGCAUAUUCGCGUUGACCAUUUGCAGAUGUGCAUAUUCUCAGAUCUUUUUUAAAACUAUCCUCCAAUAUUCCCUGAAAAACUAGUCACGUUUUUUGUGCUUAGACAAAUUAAUGUAUUAGUUUGGGGAUUGACUCAAUCACAACUGGACUGUUCUGGUUGUCUUAGAAGACCUUUCCCCUCUCAUUCUAGUAGGCUUCAUCAGUUCAUGCUCAAGGGUAGUAAGUGCAGACUAUCCUGUGUUGGUGUGGAAAACUCAAAUAUUUAUGCCCCAAGUUAGAGGCACGGCCCAAACCAUGAAUGGGAUCGUUACUUUUGACAUGCAAAACAACAGUUGUUUAGAUGCCUUGUAGAGCCCACCAUCCAUCAACAAGAACCUCAUUAAUAUUCCAUUCAGUUAAAAAAAUAAAUAAAUAAAAAAGGCCAAAAGGGAUUAUAUUUUUGUUAGUUCUUUGUCGAAGGCAUAAUUCAUCCUGAGAAUUAAAUGACACGUAUUCAUUUAGUUUGGCGCUUUCUGAUGGAAUAUUGACAUUUAUAAAUUUAAUUCAGUUACAAUGUUUUUAAAUUUGCCUUUGAGAUGUCAUGUUUUGUUGGCGGGCCUUAAAUGCAGGUCCUUGAAUGUGCCUCUUGCAGUAAAAAGUAAAACUAAAAGCAUAUUCCUGCUUUUCCCUCAAUGCAGUAACUAAUAGCCAGUGCUGUCCACUUUGCCAUUCUAUGUUGCCUUUAAUCCUUAACAUUAUUAAUGGUAGUUUAAUGACUUCAUACCUUUUUUUUUGUGAAAGUGCACAUUAUUGUUUGCACAUGUGUGAUGGUCAGCUCAGCUUGUGCUAGCACGCUAGCUGAUACUAUUGAUGAGCCUCUUGUGAAGGUGAUUUGUUUGUGCUGAAUAAUUACUGAAUACAGUCACUUAUGUAACGUGUUCUUGAUAGUGUACAUAUGCCAGUAGCAAGGUGUUGAUGCUUUAUGAUCUGUUUAGGUCCUUUGCUGCCAUCUUGUGGCAUCUAUAUGCAAUUACAAAGGGGACAUCACUUAAUUAUCUUCAAGCUCGGUCCCUUUCCCUAGCGAAUAGCGGGGGUUCACUGUGCAUCUUCCAUUCAAACAAAAAAAUCCAAAAUCAGAUACCUCAUUGGAAAGGAAGCACUUUGUGAGAAAACCUCGCACAACUGGAGAAACUAUCUCUCUGGAGGGGAUAAACUGGAGCUAAAAAAAAAAAAAGCUAAAAUAGCUGACAUUUCUUGUAUUCUGUUAUGUUGUCAAAAUAACUUGGAAUUUGCACGUCUUCAAAAACUGUCCAGGAAAUGCCUGGAAUUAAAAGCUGUGUGGAGUGUGUUUGCCUUCUAAACAAACC